Messenger RNA from Physeter macrocephalus (sperm whale), 6785 nucleotides. It is a transcript of the gene PRDM16, whose product is annotated as PR/SET domain 16. The transcript has 17 exons. The record is from RefSeq and is a predicted model, not a curated record. NCBI's taxonomy places the organism in Eukaryota, Metazoa, Chordata, Mammalia, Artiodactyla, Physeteridae. The coding region runs from base 172 to 4002 and encodes 1276 amino acids. Gene Ontology annotation, molecular function: histone H3K9 methyltransferase activity; protein binding; transcription coregulator activity.
GAGGAUGAUGAAUACAUUGCAAAGUUUUUUUGGCCCCGGCGAGGGGUGUCAGAUUGAGUGCUCUGUGCGCAUGUGCGAAGGUGUCCAAACUGACAAUGCUGGGGAGAUGAAGAUAGUGUGUAGCUGCUUCUGGACUCAAGGAGGAGGAGAGAGAUUCCGCGAGCCGACACCAUGCGAUCCAAGGCGAGGGCGAGGAAGCUAGCCAAAAGUGACGGCGACAUUGUAAAUAACAUGUACGGGCCGGACUCCGACCUGCUGGCUGGCGAGAGUGCCGAGGACGAGACCGAGGACAGCAUCAUGUCCCCCAUCCCCAUGGGGCCGCCGUCCCCUUUCCCCACCAGCGAGGACUUCACCCCCAAGGAAGGCUCGCCCUACGAGGCCCCCGUCUACAUCCCUGAGGACAUCCCCAUCCCACCAGACUUCGAGCUCCGUGAGUCCUCCAUCCCCGGGGCCGGCCUGGGGAUCUGGGCCAAGAAGAAGAUGGAGGUCGGGGAGCGGUUUGGCCCGUACAUGGUGGCGCCCCGGGCCGCACUGAAGGAGGUGGACUUCAGCUGGGAGCAAAUGCUGACGGACGCAGAGGUGUCGUCCCAGGAGGGCUGCAUCCAAAAGAUCUCCGAAGACCUGGGCAGCAGGAAGUUCUGCGUGGACGCUAAUCAGGCCGGGGCCGGCAGCUGGCUCAAGUACAUCCGCGUGGCCUGUUCCUGUGACGACCAGAACCUCACCAUGUGUCAGAUCAACGAGCAGAUUUAUUAUAAAGUCAUUAAGGACAUCGAGCCAGGAGAAGAGCUGCUGGUCCACGUGAAAGAAGGCUCCUACUCCCUGGGGACGGUGCCCCCCAGCCUGGAUGAGGACCCCGCGUUCCGCUGCGAGGCGUGUGACGAACUCUUCCCGUCCAAGCUGGACCUGCGGCGCCACAAGAAGUAUGCGUGCAGCUCCGUGGGGGCCGUGCUCUACGAGGGCCUGACCGACGAGCUCAAGCCCGAGGGCCUGGGCGGCGGGGGCAGCGACGGGCAGGCCCACGAGUGCAAGGACUGCGAGCGGAUGUUCCCCACCAAGUACAGCUUGGAGCAGCACAUGGUCAUCCACACAGAGGAGCGAGAGUACAGGUGCGACCAGUGCCCCAAGGCCUUCAACUGGAAGUCCAACCUCAUCCGCCACCAGAUGUCCCACGACAGCGGCAAGCGCUUCGAAUGUGAAAACUGUGUGAAGGUGUUCACGGACCCCAGCAACCUGCAGCGGCACAUCCGCUCCCAGCACGUGGGCGCCCGGGCCCACGCCUGCCCCGACUGCGGGAAGACGUUCGCCACGUCCUCGGGCCUCAAGCAGCACAAACACAUCCACAGCACCGUCAAACCUUUCAUAUGUGAGGUCUGCCACAAGUCCUACACGCAGUUCUCCAACCUGUGCCGCCACAAGCGCAUGCACGCCGACUGCCGCACGCAGAUCAAGUGCCAGGACUGCGGGCAGAUGUUCAGCACUACCUCUUCCCUCAACAAGCACCGGCGCUUCUGCGAGGGCAAGAACCAUUACACGCCGGGCGGCCUCUUCGCUCCGGGCCUGCCCCUGACCCCCAGCCCCAUGAUGGACAAGGCCAAGCCACCCCCCAGCCUCAGCCAUGCCGGCCUGGGCUUCAACGAGUACUUCCCCUCCAGGCCGCACCCGGGCAGCCUGCCCUUCUCGGCGGCGCCCCCCGCCUUCCCCACGCUAACGCCCGGCUUCCCGGGCGUCUUCCCUCCGUCCCUGUACCCCCGGCCGCCCCUGCUACCUCCCAUGCCGCUGCUCAAGAGCCCCCGGAACCACACGCAGGACGCCAAGCUCCCCAGCCCCGUGGGCAACCCGGCCCUGGCCCUCGUCUCCGCCAUGGGCAGCGGCGGGCAGGGUGCCACGGCGGCCGCGGGGCCCGAGGAGAAGCCGGAGAGCCGCCUGGAGGACGCGUACGCCGCCAAGCUCAAGCCCCGGGGCAGCGACCUGUCAGACGGCAGCGACUUCGAGGACAUCAACACCACGACCGGGACCGACCCGGACACGACCACGGGCACGGGCUCCGACCUGGACAGCGACGUGGACGGCGAUCGCGACAAGGCCGAGGACGGCAGCGGGGCGGCCGAGGGCAAGCCCGAGCCCGGGGGCGGCGCGGCUGCGCCCGGCGCCCCGAAUAGCGUGGGCGAGGUGCCCGUCUUCUACUCCCAGCACUUCUUCCCGCCGCCCGAGGAGCAGCCGCUGACAGCGUCGGGCGCCGCGGGCGACUCCAUCAAGGCCAUCGCGUCCAUCGCCGAGAAGUACUUCGGGCCCGGCUUCGUGGGCGUGCAGGAGAAGAAGCUGGGCGCGCUGCCCUACCACUCUGUGUUCCCCUUUCAGCUCCUGCCCAACUUCCCCCACUCCCUGUACCCCUUCGCAGACCGCGCCCUCGCGCACAGCCUGCUGGUCAAGGCCGAGCCAAAGUCGCCCCGGGACGCCCUCACGGCCGGUGGCCCCGGCGCCGAGUCACCCUUCGACCUCACCACCAAACCCAAAGAGGCCAAGCCCGUCCUGCCGGCGCCCAAGGCGCCCCCGGCCCCGGCGUCGGGCGAAGAGCAGCCGCUGGACCUGAGCGUCGGCAGCCGCGUGCGGGCCAGCCAGAACGGAGGGGCCCGGGAGCCCCGCCAGAACCACGUGUACGGCGAGCGCAGGCUGGGGGCCGGCGAGGGGCCGCCCAGGGCGUGCCCGGCGCAGCUGCCCCAGCAGCCGCCCCUGCACUACGCCAGGCCGUCGCCCUUCUUCAUGGACCCCAUCUACAGCAGGGUGGAGAAGCGGAAGGUGAGCGACCCUGUGGGAGCCCUUAAGGAGAAGUACCUGCGGCCGUCCCCGCUGCUCUUCCACCCCCAGAUGUCAGCCAUCGAGACCAUGACUGAGAAGCUGGAGAGCUUCGCGGCCAUGAAGGCGGAAUCCGGCAGCUCCCUGCAGCCCCUCCCCCCCCACCCCUUCAACUUCCGGUCCCCGCCCCCGACGCUCUCGGACCCCAUCCUCAGGAAGGGCAAGGAGCGCUACACGUGCAGGUACUGUGGCAAGAUCUUCCCCCGAUCAGCAAACCUCACGAGACACCUGAGGACGCACACCGGGGAGCAGCCCUACAGGUGUAAGUACUGCGACCGGUCCUUCAGCAUCUCCUCCAACCUCCAGCGGCACGUCCGGAACAUCCACAACAAGGAGAAGCCCUUCAAGUGCCACCUGUGCAACCGCUGCUUUGGGCAGCAGACCAACCUGGACAGACACCUGAAGAAGCACGAGCACGAGCAGGGACCAGCGAACCAGCAUUCGGGGGUCCUCACCAACCACCUGGGGACCAGCACCUCCUCCCCCGCCUCCGAGUCGGACCACCAUGCACUUUUAGAUGAGAAGGAAGACUCCUAUUUCUCAGAAAUCAGAAACUUUAUUGCCAACAGCGAGAUGAACCAGGCAACAACGCGAACAGACAAACGGCCGGGAGUCCAGGACCUGGACGGCGCCUCCCAGGGCCCGGGCCUGGCCGGCGGGAAGCCAGAGGACGCGGAGGAGGAGGAGGAGGAGGAGCUGGAGGAGGACGACGACAGCCUGGCGGGGAAGUCCCAGGACGACACCGUGUCCCCCGCGCCGGAGCCCCAGGGCGCCUUCGAGGACGAGGAGGACGGGGAGCCGCCCGCCUCCCUGGCCGUGGGCUUCGACCGCACCCGAAGGUGUAUUGAGGAGCGGCCAGGCGGUCUGUUGGCUUUGGAGCCCAUGCCGACUUUUGGGAAGGGUCUGGAUCUCCGCAGAGCAGCUGAGGAAGCAUUUGAAGCUAAAGAUGUGCUUAAUUCCACCUUAGAUUCUGAGCCUUUAAAACAGACCCUGUACAGGCAGGCUAAGAACCAGGCGUAUGCAAUGAUGCUGUCCCUUUCCGAGGACGCUCCUCUCCACGCCUCCUCCCAGAGCCCUCUGGAUGCUUGGUUGAACAUCGCGGGAGCCACGCCAGAGUCCGGAGCCUUCAACCCCAUCAACCACCUCUGACCGCCCCCCGAAGGGCUGGGGUCAGAGUCCAAGCGAGGCCACCACGGGCCCCCGCCAUCCCGACAGAAAUCCCAGCUGCGGAAGAUGGAGGCCAGGGCCUCGGGGAGCCAGAGCGGCCCGGGGCCGAGGAGACCCCUCGUCACCUGCGUCUGACCUCUCCUCAGCGUCUGUGCCCCCCGCCACGGUCCAACUUGAACUUUUCCAACGAAAACUCAGAACCCGGAGUCCUUGGAGCCGUCGUAGGGUUUCGCCGGCUCUAAGAAUUGGUCUCGAGGACGGCGUCCGAGAUGAUUCAGCUCACGGUGUCCAGGCGCAGCGCAGGGGGGCUGCUUCGCAGAGUCAAGCCCGUGGGCGAGGGCGGAAUCUGAACCCCAAACUGAGGCCGGCGGGCCGCUCCCAGGCGCCCGCGUGGUGUCUCGAGAGGGAACGGACAGCUGGGUGUGCUCUAAAGAGGGAAUCGCCCAGGUGAUUUUUAUAACGAAGGUUACGAGAAAGACCCUUUUGGUAAUCUUAUUGACGACAGAGUCUAUUUAAGCAUGUGGUUUUAAAAAUAGACAGUAUUUUUUAAAAAGAAAAAAUCAAAAAGUGACUUGCCAAUUGUUUUUUAAAAGUAAUUUUGCAUUGCUUUGAAAUCUCAGCUUAUUUGCAAACCCAAACCUGCCUGGGAACCAGCACUGCGUUUGGGGGUGUUCUUUAUACUGUAGAUGCGGAGAAAUUUUCUAUCUCUGACCGUAUUUGUAAAGCCAAGGUGAUUCUGGGGUGUCCCCCGCCCCGGGCAGAACUGAGUUUGGGGGGCCGACUCCCGUGAGCAGCUUUAGACUGUGCCCGGGAGUCAGAUACGGUGUCCUGGGCUGGCCCAAGGCUGGGACUCGGAGAUGUGCCUGUCACUGUGUGCCAUGUGAUCCGUGCCCGUGGCCCCCACCCAGACUCCCAAUUGUGUGGGGGAGGUCAGAGCGGUGGCUGGGCCCCCGGUGUUCUCCCCACAAGGGCUGUGCCUCGGCCACCCCGCGCCAGCCCGCCCGCCCGCCACCGUCCUUCAGAGGGCAGGGCCUGCCGGUCGCAUUCGGAUCUCCAGCCCUCACCCUCACCCACCCCCAGUCAGACGGACAAGGGGAAGGAAGCGGGCCUCCUCGGGGGCCGCCGGGGGCCACACUCCAAGGCUGCCUCGCUCCGGGCCGCCAAGCUCCACGUGCACCUGACACCCCAGGACGCGACUGCCACUUCGCUCUUUGUGUGGGCUCCUGGCGGGCGGGACCCGGCUCCAGAACGAAGGGCGUCCAGACGCGACCUACCGCGAAGAGCAAAGACGGCACAGCCCCGCGGGGACGGCGCCUCCCCGGGGACCAGGCUGCUUCUCCACUCGGACGGGCUUUAAAUUAUUCCCAUAGGGGCCAAUUUCGAGUAAUCGUUUGUUUUCCCUGAUGGAAUUGACCUUAAUCUGUAUAUAACUUGUAAUUUUUUCUAAUUCACUUCUUGUCUUAUUUUAUUUCUUCCUUAACAGUAUUUUUGGCAUUAGACAUUCUUAUUGUGAAGAAAUAAUGUUAAUAUAAGUCUCUAGUGAAGGACCAAAACCGUGUAAUAAGGUCGUGUGACGUGUGAGCGAUAACCAGGGAGUGGGGCGCUUUUGAAUGUGCCAAACACCCCGCGCCCCCCGCCCAACAAAUUCUGCUGCCUGUUUUCCAGACAAUCAUGUGUUUCUGUUAAAUUUGAGUUUCAGCUGCAUUUAAGACAAGUGCUCUAUUUAUUUCUUUUCUUGUUUGGAAGAUAAAAAGAAGAAUAGCAUCCUGAGAAGAAGAGAGAAAAAAAAACAAACAUCUCCCAAGUUGCCCUAACGAAAGUGUGAAAAUACAAACGGCUGCGGAGUGGCCGACCGUCCGGCCACUCCAGGCCAAGACAAUCGUCCACCUGGGCACUGGGGGUCCAGCCUCGGGCUGGAGACCUGCGGUGGGGAGUCCCCGGGGGCGCACAGCCCUGCGGGUCCCAGUGAAAGGGCUUUGGCCCUUCCCAGAUCCAGUCGAGGUAACAGGCUCAGAGCACCUGGCACGUGGGCGCCGGCUGGAAGGUCACGCCCCGCCCCGCCCCGCCCCCGGGGCAGCCCGACGAGCUGCUGGUGGAGGAGCCGGUCGUGGCCCCGCCCACGAGGACCUGCAGACUCAGCGGCUCCCACCUGCUCGGAGGCAUACUCGACCCGCCUCGGCCAGACCCGCCCGGCGCGGAGGAAUUUCCAACUUCCCCUCCGCCGAGAUGGGACCCCUUUGAAAAGUCAACCUCGGAUACCAACUCCCCGUUUCUGUAAACCCAAAUUAUAUGAUUUCUUCUGCUAAAGAAUAAGGUGUGUGCUUUUUUUUGCGAUGUGGACGUUUGGGCUGGGGGAGACCCGAGGGUCUGUUCCCCGCGGGCCGGCCCUGCCUUUCAGCUCUGGCCUGUCUGUGGCCGUCACGGUCGGACUUCUGUGGGCGAGCCUCUUCAGCAUUGUCUCCUCCCCUUCCCCAAGAACCCCAGUUGCACAUUUUCAGUCCUACUUUCUUGUCCCUCUGAAAACGAUUCAAGCAAGCCCAGUUUCUCCUCUGGCCUGAGCACUUGGCCGGCCUGGGGGCGGGGGUGGGGUCUGUCCUUGUACCCCUGAACAAAGAGAGCACUUGCUUCCUACGCCUGGCGUAUCCGCGAAGCCCGGUUGCAAAGCUUAGCAUUGCCCCCGGCCACAGCGAGCUGCCCCCUCUCCGGUCCUUCUCUGCCCCCCGGGCUCCAGCACCGGCUGCUUUGCUCAGGCCCGGAUGCCUCCA